AUGUGGUACUUGGCUAAUGAGGUGACGCCCUGCACGGGCAGCACAUUGUCAGGUGGAAGAGGAGACCCAGACAGGCCGAGGGAGAGGUUUACGGUCUUUUCUGUCCUACCGGCCAUGGAUAGGAAGCAGGAGCAAGCAGAGAAGGCCAGGCCCUAUGGCCUGCUGAAGCCGACGGCUCUGGGUGCAAUCCCAGGCAGAUUCCAGCUGCACCAGGAAGCUCUGCCCAACCUGCCUGUGCCGCCGCUCCAGCAGACCCUGGAUCGCUACCUGCUGGCCCUGCAGCCCAUCGUCAGCCAGGAGGAGCUGAACCACACACAGCAGCUGGUGGCUGAGUUCCGCAAGCCUGGAGGAGUUGGGGAGAGGCUGCAGAAAGGCCUGGAGAGAAGAGCCAAGAAAACAGAGAACUGGCUCUCAGACUGGUGGCUGAAGACAGCUUACCUGGAGUAUCGCCUGCCAGUCGUGGUCCACUCCAGCCCAGGUGUGGUUCUACCUAAGCAGGAUUUUCUGGAUCGACAAGGUCAGCUCAGGUUUGCUGCCAAGCUGAUCGAGGGCAUCCUGGAUUUCAAGACCAUGAUUGACAAUGAGACCCUUCCAGUGGAGUACAUGAGUGGGAAGCCUCUCUGCAUGAACCAGUACUACCAGAUCCUCUCAUCCUGCCGCAUCCCUGGGCCCAAGAGAGACUCCAUUGUCAACUAUGCCAAAGGCAAAAAGCAGUCCAGACACAUCACAGUGGUGCACAACUUCCAGUUCUUUGAGCUGGAUGUUUACAACAGUGAUGGAAGUCCCCUUACUGCAGCCCAGCUCUUCGUUCAGCUGGAGAAGAUAUGGAACACCUCCCUCCAAACAAACAAAGAACCUAUUGGGAUCCUGACCACCAACCACCGGAACAGCUGGGCAAAAGCCUACAACAACCUCCUGAAAGAUAAGACCAACAAGGAGUCUGUGCGUGCCAUUGAGAAAAGUAUCUGCACGGUGUGCCUCGAUGCCCCCAUGCCCCGAGUGUCCCAGGAUGUCUACAACAGCCGCGUGGCCGCGCAGAUGCUGCACGGCGGGGGCUGGAACAGCGGCAACCGCUGGUUCGACAAGACCCUGCAGUUCAUCAUUGCUGAGGAUGGCUCCUGUGGUUUGGUGUAUGAGCACGCUCCCUCCGAGGGACCACCCAUCGUGGCUCUACUGGAUCACAUCGUGGAGUUCACGAAGAAGCCUGAGGUGGUCAGCUCACCCGUGAAUCCUCUGCCAAUGCCCAAAAAGCUGCGGUUCAACAUCACCCCAGAAAUCAAGAAUGACAUAGAAAAGGCAAAGCAAAACCUCAACAUAAUGGUUGAAGACCUGGAUAUCAAAGUCAUGGUCUUUCAUCACUUUGGGAAAGGCUUCCCCAAAUCAGAGAAGAUAAGCCCUGAUGCUUUUAUCCAGUUGGCCUUGCAGUUAGCAUACUACAGGAUGUAUGGCCAUGCCUGUGCCACGUACGAGAGUGCGUCGCUGCGCAUGUUCCGCUUGGGCCGCACCGACACCAUCCGCUCGGCCUCCAUGGCCUCCCUGAACUUUGUGCAAUCCAUGGACAACCCUGACACAUCGGAGCAGGACAAAGCAGAGCUGCUGAGGAGAGCCACCCAGGCCCACAGGGAAUACACAGAUAUGGCAAUCCGUGGCAAUGCCAUAGACAGGCACCUGCUGGGCCUGAAGCUCCAAGCCAUUGAGGACCUUGUCUCUAUCCCUGAGCUGUUCAUGGACACAGCCUAUGCAGUUGCAAUGCACUUCAAUCUCUCCACUAGCCAGGUCCCAGCAAAGACAGAUUGUGUGAUGUGUUUUGGUCCCGUGGUUCCAGAUGGCUAUGGAGUCUGUUACAACCCCAUGGAAGAACACAUCAACUUUGCCAUUUCAGCCUUCAACAGCUGUGCCGACACAAACGCGGCUCGCAUGGCACAUUAUCUUGAGAAAGCUCUGCUAGACAUGAGGAUCUUGCUCCAGUCGGCUCCCAAAUCCAAGCUGUAA
Molecule: messenger RNA, 1992 nt
Organism: Acanthisitta chloris (rifleman)
Lineage: Eukaryota; Metazoa; Chordata; Aves; Passeriformes; Acanthisittidae
Gene: CRAT
Product: carnitine O-acetyltransferase
Biological process (GO): carnitine metabolic process, CoA-linked
Cellular component (GO): peroxisome
Molecular function (GO): carnitine O-acetyltransferase activity
Source: RefSeq, a predicted model, not a curated record